UACAUCUUAAUAGAAAUAUAAUUUAAGAAUGGUAAUGCUACGGUUGCAUGAAGUUGAGUGGGUAAAGGCCAGUUGUAGGAAUCUAUACAAGUCAUUUAAAUAAAUACAGCCAAAAACAAAAAUAAAAUUGUACUCUUCUACUAAUAUACUCCCAAACAUGCCCUUAAAAUUGUAUUUAUAAGCUGUCCUCAAUUCCCCCUCAUCAUUUCACAUCGGCAUGCCUUCAGCUCUCGCCCUACCUUUGAUCGUUUCAAGUCUCAACUGACUCCUGUCCCCGACCCCACUCUCUCUCUCUCUCUCUCUCUCUCUACCUGCUUAAAACCCCAUUGUCUGAACUUUUUUUCUCCCAAAAACCCUGAAAGAACUCUUCGCUAAAAAACUCCCAAGAAAUGUCAGACCGCACCCCCCAUCACCACCGGCGGCCCCUCCACCACACCUAUUCCACUCCUUUCCCUUCUUGCUUCCGCCCUAAAGCCAUUCCCAGAAUUACCGCUGGCGCCGCUACCGAGCCUCCGCCGGCACCAUCGCCACCGCCACCGCCACCGCCGCCGCCGCAGGGCGCCGGGAGCCCCAACCUCACCACGUGUCUAUACCACACCGACUUCGGCAUCUUCGCCCUCACGUGGUCCCGCAACCUCCUCGGCCGCUCCCUCCACCUUGACCUACGCUUCGACGCCGAAGACGACUCUCAGUCUCCGCCAGCCACGGCUGGGUCUUUCCAUCUCCAGAUCAAGCCCUUCUUCUUCUGGACCAAGCACGGCUCCAGAAAGCUCGCCGUCGAUCACUGCGGCUCGCGGAACGUGCGGGUCUUUUGGGAUCUGACCCGAGCCAAGUACGGAUCUGGACCCGAACCCCAAUCUGGGUUCUUCGUCGCCGUGGUCGUCGAGGGCGAGAUGACCCUCCUCGUCGGGGACCGCCGGAGGGAGGCGUACGCGAAAACCAGAGCGAGAAAGGCGGAGAGGACGCAGGUUCUGCUUCUGAGGAGAGAACAUUUGUUCGGAAACAAGAUAUACACCACGAAAGCGAGAUUUGGGGGCAGAAACAGAGAGAUUUCCAUCGAUUGCAGCCUCGGCGAAGAUUCGAGACUCUCCUUCAGCGUCGAUCGGAAAAAGGUUUUGCAGAUUAAGCGACUGAAGUGGAAAUUCAGGGGGAAUGAGAGAAUCGAAGUCGAUGGGGUUCCGAUCCAGUUCUCGUGGGACGUGUACAAUUGGGCUUUUGAGGACGGCGCGGACGGGCACGCCGUGUUCAUGUUCAGAUUCGAGAAACAGGGGCUGGAGGAAGACGAAUACGUAGAAUCGAGGAACGAUCUGAGCGAGAAGAUUAGCGAUGGGGUAGGGGAACUGUUUGGGGGAUUCGGGAUGAACGGGUUCGAGAGGAAGAAGAUGAAGAAGAGCUUAAUGAGGAGCGGGAGGAGCUCCUCGUCGUCGUCAUUGUCGUCUGCGUCGUCGGGAUGUAGCUCGUCGGUGAUGGAGUGGGCGAGCAUGGAGGAGAAGCAGUUGAAGGGUCCCAGUGGGUUUUCGUUGCUGGUAUAUGCCUGGAAGAGCUGAAGGAAGAAGAUGCGCCAUGGAUCCUCAUCUCUGCUCUCCGGGUUCGAUUCGAUCUCAUUCUGUAAUCGCUAAAGCUUGACUUGUCUCGCUAACCCCAUUUGUUCGUGAACAUAUCGUAAUAAAUCAAUUAGCUGCUCGUAGAAAUAAUACAUUUAGAUAGCACAGUGUUAUAGAAUCAUUUAUUUUUUGUUGGAAUUAUUGACGAUUUUAGCAGAAGGAUCUUUGUAUUCAAUCUUACAUAUGUUACAAUCAGUGUUGUCAAACAGAUUUACUUGGCAAAAUAGAACCAUUGAUUCCAUUUUUGAUA
Molecule: messenger RNA, 1854 nt
Organism: Malania oleifera
Lineage: Eukaryota; Viridiplantae; Streptophyta; Magnoliopsida; Santalales; Ximeniaceae
Exons: 1
Coding region: 390-1547 (385 amino acids)
Source: RefSeq, a predicted model, not a curated record